GUAAUAUAUACUUUCACUAAACAGGGCCGUUUAGAAAGUUUCAUUAGACCAGCUGUGCACAGUUGCACACCAAACCAAACUCAUCCUUUAGUUAGUCCCUUGCACUAGUGUGACCUUUGUUAAACCACAACACAACACUCUUUCUUCUUUCUUUCUUUCUUUCUCUUCUGCAACUUUUUAUUUUCUCUCUCGCCAUUACUCUCUCUGACACCUGUGGUGCCUUCGUUUUCUGUGUUCAAAGUGAUGAAAGAGGUGACGGUUGAAGCUGAUGGAGGGCAGGGAGGAGCACAGGGUGUGCAAGAGGGUGGUAAGGGCACGGUGAGGCCAGACAUACACAACAGGGCCAUGAAAAUUUUGAGGGCAAGAGAGCCUUACAAUGGGUACGAGGAAGUGGGGGAGAAGCCCUCAGGUUUUGAAGUUAUGGGAUGGUACCUUUACGAGUUUUGCUUCUACUUUGUUCAAACUGUGCUUGUUCCUGUUGUGUUUCCUCUCAUAAUCAGUCAGCUACAGCGUCUCCCCACAGAUUCGCUUCAGGAAUGGGCCAAAAACCACCCAGCCAAGCACUGCUCACAAAAGGAAAUUCAUCUGUAUAGCAAACUCACAAAUCACACCAUAAGAACAGGUGGUGGAUCAAAUUUCUCCGCUUUGGAGUGGACAUCGAUUGCUUGGGCCACUGGUCUAGCUUUGGCUGCUCCAAUUCUGGGGUUCAUUUCCUUCCAUCUUGAUGGCCAUUUCCCAAAACUCAUCACAGCAGCAGCCACAGGAAUCGGAGUUUUCUUCUGCCUCCCUGCAGGCUUCUUCAAAGUCACAGCCAUCUUCGUUCCCUACAUUGCUGGCAUUGUUGCGGCCAGCACAGUUGCAACUGCUGCUCACACCCACCAUCUCGGCCUCAUGAUCCGUUGUUUCACAGGACCGACCCUCAAGAGAAGCCAAUUCUCCCUCAGACAAGCAGUCUCCAGCAGACUCUCACUCCAUGCCACAGCGGCCGGAUGCCUUGGAGCCGCCAUAAUCUCCUCCUUCACAUACCAUAUGCUCCGGGAACUCAAUGACAACGACCGUGAUGUGAUGAGUCUUUGGGUUGUUUCAAUAUUCAGUGGUCUAAUAUGGCUUGUGGGGGUAUUACACAUUGUCACAUCCAUCAGCAGAACCACCGAUUCCAUCUCUUUCUCCUCAAGGCUCCACCCUUUUUCCAUCUUCAAGUACCCUCAUGCAAUCGGAGGCCUUGCAGGGGUUUUCCUCUCCUCGUUCACCACCAUGUCGAUUUUCACUGGGGGAGUGAUCUUCAUAGUGGGACAACUCUGCAUUAAGCCAGUGCACUUACUCUAUUUCUGGCUAACUUACUUCCUUUUCCCACUUGUUUCUUUGUCAGUACUACAACCCUUGCUGCACGUGAUCAAAAUGAAUUCUGUGAAAAUGCAAAUAGUGGGGUUCCUUCUGUCUCUCUUGUCAUCUGGAUUUGGAUUCUACUACGGACACAGCCACUGGAAAUGGGGUCACUUGGUGUUAUUUGGUGCAAUUCAGAGCACAGCAACAGGGAUUCUGUAUGCUUUUGGGAGGCUCUUGGUGUUGGACUGUGCUCCCUCUGGGAAAGAAGGUGCAUUCUCGAUCUGGUAUGCUUGGAUGAGAGCUGCAGGGUUGUGCGUGGGGUUCACGGUGGGGUCGGUGGCGCCCGGGCGAAUUAGGACUUCAUUCGGAGCUGCGUUCUGCACUGCCAUUGCUGGAAUUGUGGUGCUGCUAUUCGGGAACAUCAGUGAUGUUGGAGGUGCUGUUGCUGCGGGGCAUGUGAGAGAAGAAUGUGAGAGAAGUUCUUCGAGUGCGGCUGGCUUGGAUUCUAAAGAAUCUGCACGAGUUUGAAUAAGGAAAAGUGAUGAAGAAUAUUGUUGUCUUUGUGAUUCUUUGCAAAUGAUGUUAGUGCAUGGAAGAGUAUAAGGUUUUUAUUUUAUGAUUGAUUUUAGAUGUAUUCUGGUAGUUAAUUGCUGUUGUUGUGCAUGCAUGAUGUUUGGUCGCUGUUGAGGAUUUGGGUGCUCAUGGCAUGUGUAACUGUGUUAUAGUAUUUUCUCAUAUUUCUCUCUCUU
This is a messenger RNA of Vigna umbellata (rice bean), 2075 nucleotides long. NCBI's taxonomy places the organism in Eukaryota, Viridiplantae, Streptophyta, Magnoliopsida, Fabales, Fabaceae. The record is from RefSeq and is a predicted model, not a curated record.